CUCGGUGUUCUGCGAGGGCAUAUCGCCCGGCAGAACCCCCAAGCGAAAGCCUUGAUCGAGUCGGCUACUUCUAUGAUCCCCGAGGGGAAAGAGGGCGGAUUACAGCUUGAAAAUGAAGUUCUAGUAUUAUUCACUGGAUCUUUCCAUCACUAUGUGACGCCAAAAUUCUACACAGACACAAAACCCGCGACAGGCAAAGUGGUGCCGACGUGGAACUAUUCUGCCGUGCAAGCAUACGGAAAAGCAACAGUAUACUUUGAUCGUGGUGUCGAAUCUACGGAGUAUCUAUCUCGCCAGAUUAGCGAUCUCUCCCAGCAUGCCGAAUCCUCGCUCAUGGGAUAUACUGGAGGCGACGAGAAGCCAAGUCCCUGGAAAGUGUCCGACGCCCCCGCCCGUUACAUCGAAAUUAUGCAGAAGAAUAUCAUCGGCAUUAGGGUUGACAUCACCCGCCUUGGUGGGAAGUUUAAGAUGAGCCAGGAAAUGGGCGAGAAGGAUCGCGAGGGGGUCAUUGAAGGGUUCCGGAGCCUAGGAACGGAGGCUGGUACGGAGAUUGCCAACAUGGUGGCCGAGAGACAGGACUUAAUGAAAGCCAGAUAGGGACAUCAUUUGUCUUCAGGUGUACUGAGAUUGGAAUCUUGUUUCUAUUGCUGCUCCGUCAAACAUUUUAUAUUCCUUGACUUGUCAGCCCGGAAACCUCGCUACAGCAGGCCCUGCAGCAUGAUAUGUAUGCUCCUUACGCAGCAGCCCCAUGGAAUAAUCGGUCCGGGGUACGUGCCGCCAACAUCUCCACAG
Molecule: messenger RNA, 792 nt
Organism: Aspergillus piperis CBS 112811
Lineage: Eukaryota; Fungi; Ascomycota; Eurotiomycetes; Eurotiales; Aspergillaceae
Product: FMN-binding negative transcriptional regulator
Exons: 1
Coding region: 73-597 (174 amino acids)
Source: RefSeq, a predicted model, not a curated record